AUGGACUUGAGCUUAGACGAACUUAUCAAGAGCAAACGGUCAACGUCUCGCGGUGGACGUCGUGGUGGCGGAAGACAAGGCGGUUCUAGAGGCGGCGGUGUCAAACGCGGAGGCGGUGGCGGCGGAGGAUCGAAUUUCCGAUCAAAUGGUGCUUCCGGCGGUGGUGGUGGCCCUAUCCGUAGAGGCAGGCCCAUGGCUAGGCGUUCAAAUGGAUUUAGUCCUUAUUCCAAGGGUGAUGUGAAUGGAUCUUGGACUCAUGAUAUGUACGAAGGACCUAAAAGACAACAAAUGAGGGGUGGUCUAUCUACUACCAAUAUUCAUAAGAUAGUCAUAUCAAAUUUGGAUUUUGGAGUUACAUCAACAGAUAUACAGGCAUCUUCAGCCGAUUGCAGCUUGAAGAUACCUAGAUAG
Messenger RNA from Macrosiphum euphorbiae (potato aphid), 411 nucleotides. The record is from the annotation of a GenBank genome assembly. NCBI's taxonomy places the organism in Eukaryota, Metazoa, Arthropoda, Insecta, Hemiptera, Aphididae.